CAAUCUGCAGCUCAUCAUAUCAUGGAUUCCAUGUAAGAUGUUGAGAGAACAGAUGUUAACAUUCCUCUAAAGAAACUUCCAUUACAAGAGAACAUUAAAACCAGGAAUGAGCAAGCAAAAACCAGAAAAUUGGUCAUUGGAAAUGCUAACAAAACACAUUCAAGAGAGAGAACAUUAAUGCUUGUUGGGGCAACUGGAACUGGAAAAAGUACUUUGGUUGACGGAAUGAUCAAUUACAUACUUGGUGUAAACUGGAAUGACCCAUACAGGCUGACACUUGUUGAUCUAGAAGAUGAAGAGAUGAAUAGAGACACUGAUCAGGCCGUCUCACAAACACAGUGGAUCACAUGCUACACGAUAAAUCCUUUGAAAGGCAGCCGCCUAGACUACACAUUGAACAUAAUCGACACCCCAGGAUUUGGAGAUACACGUGGGAUUGAUCGAGACAAGGAAAUCAUUGAGCAGAUUCGAACAUUGUUUUCUAGAGACGAUGAUACUGGCGUCCUUUUCAUCGACGCUGUCUGCUUUCUUAUCAAAGCACCUGAUGCUCGCUUGACUCCGACGCAGAUGUAUAUUUUCAAUGCAAUUAUGUCACUUUUUGGUCAAGAUAUAGCAGAUAAUUUCUGCAUGCUUAUUACAUUUGCUGAUGGAAAACGCCCUCCUGUGCUGUCUGCAUUAAAAGCAGCAAAAUUGCCACACGAGCAGUAUUUCCCAUUCAAUAACUCUGGCCUCUUCGCGGAAAAUACUGGCGAACAUGUGUCUAGUUUUUCAUCGAUGUUUUGGGAUAUGGGAUGCAAAAGUUUUCAGAUGUUCUUCGACAAGCUUACAAAGAUGGAAACGAAGAGUUUAAGACAGACAAGAGAUGUACUUGAACAGCGAGAAGUCAUAGAAAUAACUAUGGAAAAUCUUCUACCAAAGUUAGAUGCUGGUCUCAAUAAAGUUGAAGAAAUGCGCGUUGAAAUUAGAAUAUUAGAGGAUUACAAGACACAAAUUGAGGAAAACAGUGACUUCACUUACACUGUGUCGGAGACGGAACAGAGGCAGUUAGACUUACCGAAAGGACGUCAUGUUACAAAUUGUCUCAACUGUCAUGUUACAUGUCACAAAGAUUGUUGUAUACCAAACGAUGAGGACAAAAUGGGAUGUUGGGCGAUGGAUCGGAGCGGCUACUGCACACAAUGCCCAGAUCGCUGUUUCUGGAAUAUUCACAGAAACACGCCAUACAUAUUUGAAUACAUCACCGUCCAGAAACAAAAGACAUACACUGAAAAACUUGAAAAGUACCGUCGUGCUGAAGGAGAAACAAUGACGAGGCAGAAAGUUGUAGAACGAAUGUAUGACGAACUCUAUGAUCUAGAAGAUGAUAUAUUGGACUUGAUGGACAAAAUAAAUGAAUGCAACAACAUCCUUAGGCAGAUAGCGCUUAGACCCGAUCCACUGAGUGUUGUUGAACACAUUGAUUUGCUGAUUGAAAGUGAACGACUGGAAAAGCGACCAGGUUUUCAAGCGCGCAUCGCAUCUCUCAGACAGUGUCGCAAAAAGGCAACUAUAGGCGACGAUGUAGAUCGUUUCAGAACAAAUUUCACCGAUACUACCAAAAUAAUCACAGCACAAGUCAAUCUGCCACCUAAACAAGAAAAGAAGAAAAAACGUAGAGGACGAUACGGCUUUUUCCAACCGGUUAUCAAUUACUUUCAACAGUAGCUGAAAUAGACAAGGUUGCUGGUAUCUCUGUGAAAAAAAACAUGAUCAGAGCUUUAAUUUAUGCUAUUUUUAUGUCCCCGGCAUCUACUGAUGCGGGAGGCAUAUAGUGAUUGUCCUGUCCGUCCGUUCGUUCGUUCGUUCGUCCGUCCGGUUAACCAAAUGGGACCGUUUCGUCUAGCAUCAAUACCCCUUACUAGAAUGACUUGAUACUAAUGCAGAUGUAACCUAUGACCAUUCCUCAUCUUCACACAUCACCUGACCUUAGUUUGACCUUGACCUCAUUUUGGACUUGCUUUAUAUGGGCCAUCUCUUGGUUAACCAAAUUGGUCAAUGUUUUUAUACUUGGAAUUAUUUUCAUGUUAGAUUUUUUCGAAAGCUUCAUUUAUAGACAUAUCUUUGGUACUUUAAAAGAUUAUGACUUGAAAUUAAAAAUUUAUUUAUAAUCAUCUUCUGCAUAUGUGGUUACAAUUCCCAUAACUCUAAUUGUAUUUUUUGACAGAAUUAUGCCCCUUUCAUAUUUAAAGUUUUUUUGGAAAUCUUCGCUUUCUUGUUAUAACUUUAGUAUAAUAUAAGAUAAAAACUUGAAACUUAAAAUGUAUCUUUAUCAUCAUC
This is a messenger RNA of Mercenaria mercenaria, 2316 nucleotides long. RefSeq lists its product as uncharacterized. Lineage: Eukaryota; Metazoa; Mollusca; Bivalvia; Venerida; Veneridae. The coding region runs from base 178 to 1704 and encodes 508 amino acids. The transcript has 3 exons. The record is from RefSeq and is a predicted model, not a curated record.